UUGCUAACAUGCGCCUUGAUUCACAACAAGUUGAAGAAAUCUAUACUUUAUAAACUUGAUGUUUGAAUUCAUUUUAUCACCUCUCCUAACCUCACAAAUUUUCCCUCAAAUUAACCCUACGCUUCUCUCUCUAAAUACAAACAAAAUAUCAGAAAUUAUGGGUAGAUUUCUCCCAUGCCCAAUGCCUUGCAAUUGCGACAAACACAAAGAUUCUCAAAUAUUUCAAACCAGCCAAAUUUCCGACUCGUCAUCUUCCAAUUCAUCCCUUACUUCCCAACUAAGCCUCCCUUCCGUCCCUUCCCUCGAACACGUCGUCUUCGCCUCCUCCUCCGCCAACCACCAAAGCCUAGUCACCCUCAAGGGCCACACCUCCUACAUAUUCUCCCUCUCCGUCGCCGGGAAAUACCUCUUUAGUGGCGCCUCCAACGGAGAGAUUCGUGCAUCCGCCUCCCACGGCGGAGCCAGUAUGUACAUCGACGCCCGGACUGGCUCCGCCGUGAAAUCCAUCACCGUCAUAAACGGCAAGCUAAUCACCGCCCACGCGGACCACAAGAUACGCGUGUGGCGGAUCAAAGACCAUAGCAUAAGCACGGCUAAAACCAAUGUGUCAGCAAAUGUCACGUCAAACAGUAAUUCAUCUAUCGCCAAGCUGAAACUGACAGCCACACUCCCCACUGGCGUGGACCGUUGCAUACGGCUGUUCUCGGCGGGGAGCUACGUGGAGGUCCGCCGCCACCGGAGGCAGACGUGGGUCCACCACGUCGACGCGGUGGCGGCCCUGGCUACCUCCGCGGACGGCGCGCUCCUCUACUCCGUGUCGUGGGACCGGAGCAUGAAGGUGUGGCGGAGCACCGACUUUCGGUGCGUGGAGUCGGUGCAGGCCGCCCACGACGACGCGAUCAACGCGGUCGCGGUGGCCGUCGAUGGUAACGUCUACACGGGCUCCGCCGACCGCCUGAUCAAGGUGUGGCGGCGCCGCGACGGAGAGUCUCGACACUCGCUCGUGGCGACGCUGGAGAAGCAUAAGUCCGCCGUGAAUGCGCUGGCGCUGAGCACCGAUGGGAGUGUGCUUUACUCCGGCGCCUGCGAUCGGUCGAUCGUCGUGUGGGAGAAGGGAAGAGGAGGCGGAAUGGCGGUGGCGGGGGCGCUGAGGGGGCAUAGGAAGGCGAUUUUGUGUUUGGCGGUGGUGGCGGAGGUGUUGUGCAGUGGAUCGGCGGAUAAGAGUGUGAGAGUGUGGAGGAGAGGGAGUGGAAAUAGCUAUUCUUGCCUGGCGGUAUUGGAAGGGCAUAAAUGUCCUGUUAAAUGUUUAGUGGCGCGUUUGGAUCGGAUGUGUAGUGAGGUUGAUAAGAAAAGUGAGGGGGAUGAGUUAGGGAAUAGUUACCUUGUUUAUAGUGGUGGUUUGGAUUUUGAUAUUAAGGUUUGGAAAAUUUGGGUUCCUUUAUAGUAAAUUUUAUUGGAAUUUUAUUAGGGAGGGAAUAUUUCUGUCAAUAUAUAUAUAUAGACAGAGAGAAAAAUUAGGAGCUUUUGAAAUCUUUUCCUUGAGAUUCUUUCUAUGAUGUUUUUGGUCUAGGGAUUUCAGAGUUGAUUGUGUAGUUUCACUGUUUGAGACUUGAGGCUUGUUUGAGAUUAUCAUUUAAAUAAUGUUUUCAUUCAUAUGUUA
Salvia splendens (bonfire salvia) is the source of this 1660-nucleotide messenger RNA. RefSeq names its product protein JINGUBANG. Lineage: Eukaryota; Viridiplantae; Streptophyta; Magnoliopsida; Lamiales; Lamiaceae. The transcript has a single exon. Bases 59 to 1444 code for a protein of 461 amino acids. The record is from RefSeq and is a predicted model, not a curated record. Gene Ontology annotation, molecular function: protein binding.